AUGGUUGGUAGAAACUUUAGCAAGCGAGGAAGCACGCCUAUGAAUCCAUUUGAUAAGCCACGUCUGUUAAGAGAGACUCAGCUUGUAGGAAUAUACGGAUUGAAGAACAAACGAGAGCUCUGGGUGAUGAACGAAGUGUUUGCAAAGGACAAGGAGCGCGCAAGGAUCCUGCUUACGUCCACAAAUCCUGAAGAUGUUCCUACAAACGGGCGCUCAUUGCUCAUGAAGCUGAUGAAGUACGGGAUUAUGAGCGGAAUUGAUAUGUGUGAUAAGCAAGAGGUCAUAUCUGGAUUGAACAAGGUUCUUGAUCUGACUAUCAACCACUACUUAGAAAGACGUCUUCAGUUCAGGGUGUUUGCAGCAGGACUUGCAAGGUCUGUGCAUCAGGCAAGAGUGAUGAUCAAGAGCAGAUGCAUUUCGAUUAAGGACCAGAUUGUCACUGCACCUGGAUUCAUGGUGAUGGCAGAAAACGAGCCUCUGAUCGAGUACAACCCGUACUCUGCAUACGGAGAUAAAGGCAAGAAAAAUAAGGUUGCCUCUAAAACUGACGGAGAUGAAUAG
This is a messenger RNA of Ordospora colligata OC4, 561 nucleotides long. RefSeq names its product ribosomal protein S9. The record is from RefSeq and is a predicted model, not a curated record. Lineage: Eukaryota; Fungi; Microsporidia; Ordosporidae. Gene Ontology annotation, biological process: translation; positive regulation of translational fidelity. Gene Ontology annotation, cellular component: small ribosomal subunit. The transcript has a single exon. Gene Ontology annotation, molecular function: structural constituent of ribosome; rRNA binding. The coding region runs from base 1 to 561 and encodes 186 amino acids.